AUGAAACAAUCUAUCAAUCAUCAAUACUAACUCUAACAAUCUCAGUAUAUGUCCACCAUAUAGUUGCCAAAAAUGUAAAAGGAUAAAUAAAAACAUCAACCAAAACUUGAUUUACUCAAAUCUUUAUUGAAAGAUUAGAGUUCAUGUUAAAUUACCCAAAAGUCUCAAAUUUCAACUAAUAGUAAACAACACAGGAGAAUCCAAAAAAUUAAGGCGGAACCUGAACUUAAAGUAGAUGAAUUAAAAGAGCAUAAAUGGUAAAUUCUCUCGUAAAAUUGUCAACACCUCUUAGAACUUAGUCGACAGAUUCUCGACAAACCUAAUUAGUAUCUAAAUAUCACUAAUUUAAUAGUGAAUUACUGUAUAGAUCUACCUCCAACCCAAGACUUAUUGAACAUGACUAAACACUAAAAUCCAAUGUCAAUUGUAAUUAAAAAUAGAGCAUUAAUAAUUAAUAAACCAAUUCCAUCAAAGCUAAAUUUGCAUUAAUUUAGCACUCCAAAAGAAGAUCGUCAAAUAAAUCCUUGAAUAUUAACAAUCCCAUAAAUGUUAUUAUAGCUGAAAAACCCCUACCCAAAAAACACUCCAGUUUACAUGUCUCACCAACCCAUUAGUCCGUAACUACCUCUCAAACUUUGUAAUCAUCAACCAAGUUCUUUUAUGCAAAGCUAAAUCAAGUAUCUUCUAAUGCAUAUAAUCUAUAACGAAGAUUAAAAUAAGAAUAAUAUGAUGAGAUAAAACAGACAAAGGAAAAAGUAUUAUGCAUUAGAUCUGACUUUGAUAAAUUCUCUAAAAUGUUAAAUGAAUCUGAACAAAAUUGA
Molecule: messenger RNA, 821 nt
Organism: Paramecium octaurelia
Lineage: Eukaryota; Ciliophora; Oligohymenophorea; Peniculida; Parameciidae
Source: the annotation of a GenBank genome assembly